Ipomoea nil (Japanese morning glory) is the source of this 1563-nucleotide messenger RNA. RefSeq lists its product as uncharacterized. The transcript has 2 exons. Lineage: Eukaryota; Viridiplantae; Streptophyta; Magnoliopsida; Solanales; Convolvulaceae. Gene Ontology annotation, molecular function: RNA-DNA hybrid ribonuclease activity; nucleic acid binding. The coding region runs from base 1 to 1563 and encodes 520 amino acids. The record is from RefSeq and is a predicted model, not a curated record.
AUGGUGGCCAAGGUGUUCAAGCAGGUCCUUGGCCGCAACCUCCAGGCCUACGUCGACGACAUGAUCGUCAAGAGCACCGACGCCGACCUCCACACGGACGACCUUACCGAGGUAUUUUCGGUUAUGCAACGCUUCAAUUUACGGUUGAACCCCAAGAAGUGUACCUUCGGGGUACAUGGGGGGAAAUUUUUGGGGUACAUGGUCUCGAAGAGGGGCAUUGAGCCCAACCCCGACAAGGUUAAGGCCAUCCUGGACAUGGAACCUCCGAGGUCCCUCUGGGAGGUCCAGUGCCUCAACGGCCGGUUGCCAGCCCUGGGCCGUUUCCUUUCGAGGUCGGCCGAGAAAUCGUUGCCGUUCUUUGGAGUCCUCAAAAAGAUGAAGGGCUUCGAGUGGUCCGAAGAGUGCCAGAAGGCGUUCGAGGACCUCAAGACGUACCUGAUGUCACUCCUCCCCCUGGCCAAAUCCGUUAAGGGGGAGGUCCUCACAAAUCAGCCACUAGACGAGGUGCUGAGGGCCUCAGGGUCGGCCAGCAGGUUGGUCAGGUGGGCCAUGCGGCUGAGCCUGUUCGACAUCCAAUUCAAGCCCAUACCCGCCAUCAAGGGGCAGGCACUUGCUGACUUCAUAGUCGAGUGUAUCGCCCGGGGGGCCACGGAACGGGUCCGGGAUGAAGACGAGGAGUGGUGGACCCUCUCAACGGACGGGUCCUCCAGCGCCAAAAGCUGCGGGGGUGGAGUCGUACUCAUAACCCCGGAGGGGUUCCGGGCCUACUACGCCCUCCGCUUCGCGUUCAAGCUAUCCAACAACGAAGCUGAGUAUGAGGCGCUCCUAGGGGGGCUCCGCCUCGCGCUAAAUAUGAGGGUGGAAAAGCUCAAAAUCCGGUGUGACUCCAAGCUCGUCGUGGGACAGGUCACAGGUGAGUUCGAGGCAAGUGAUGACAGAAUGAGGAGGUACCGGGACGUGGUGCUCCAACUACUGGGGCAGCUGAUCAAUUACGAGAUCCUACAGGUGCCUCUGGACCAGAACACAGACGCUGACAUGUUAUCCAAGCUCGCCCAAGGGGCCCCGGAACAUAUUUCAAAAAUAGCUCGGAUUGAGGAUUUCAAGAGGUUGAGCCUAGACGCAUACCCGGUCCUACCUGUGCAAGCCCGACCUCCCUGCUGGUUGGACCAUCUCAAUGAGUACAAGAAAACUGGUGCGCUACUUCCCGACGAGGUCGACGCCAAGCUGGUGAAACGACGAGCCCCUACGUACGUGAUCAUAGGGGACACACUUUACAAGAGGUCCUACAACGGCGCCUUGCUGCGCUGCCUAUACCCAGACGAGGCCAGGGCUGUCAUGGAGGAAAUCCACGAGGGGACCUGCUCCGCCCACCAGGGGGCCUUCGCCAUGUCCCGGAGGGCCAUCUUACAGGGGUACUUUUGGCCCAAAAUGGCCAAGGAGUGCGCCGACUACGCCAGGAGUUGCGAAACCUGCCAGCACUUCCAGGUCACCCCCGGCCGACCUGCCACGAGCUACACCCCCUCAGCUCGGUCAUCCCCUUCUCCAGGUGGGGAGUGGACCUAG